AUUAUUUGAGGUGUAAAUAUCAUAUAUACCUACACCUACUAAGUCUGUGAUAUCAUAUAUAAAUAUUAGGAUUGGAAGUUUCGCUAGAUUGCUCUUCUUUCCGUCAGUUUUGGAAAUAUUUAAACUUGGGAGUGUAUUUGUUAAUUUCUGUGAAGAGCUAACUAAGUCAUAAAAAUGGUUUAUGUUACAGGAGAUGGCAAUGUGGUUAAAUCGUCGCCAUUCAGUCUGUUUGGGUGGUUCUGGGGUGCUAUGAAUUUCAUAUACCUGUUAUUCCAAACUUUAAUAAACCCUAACUAUUCAAAACGUGGUGAUAAGUAUGUAACAGAUUAUAGACCUCCAGGAAGCGGGCCACCAAAACCACCAUCUAAAAAGUUUGGUGGCUUUGGGCCAUCUAAUUCUGGACCACCACCGCCACCAAUGGGAGGCUGUGGAUGUGGUUAAAUAUAAUAUGGUAUGUCUAAACCCAAGAACACAAUAAGCGAAGGACCCUCACAUCUACACCAAACUUUUAUUAAAUAAGUACAUUUAUAGAUAAUGGUAUUAAUUAUUGCCUUUUAAUAUAUCACCAGAAAGAAUUGAAAAAGUUAUAUAAUUACUACCUAUCUUAAGAUUUUAUUGAGUUAAGAUCAUAUUUCAUAUUGACCUAAAUGUUUUACUAAAUUUCUAGAUAAUAUUUUCACAUCAAAUCAGAUAUCUCAAAUUAAUGCCCUUAUUGACUAGAUCGGGGAUUAAUUUUUAAUUUGGCCAUAAAAACUGAUAAUGGUACAAGGUAUUAUGUGAGUAUUGAAAGAAAAUUGAUACUUAUUUCACUAUCCAAAUGUUGACAUAAUUAUCUGAAUCAUUGUUCUUUUUUAUGCCUGCCAUGCCACAGACUAGUAAAGGAAGGCAACUGAUUAUAACAACUCAUUAUGGUGUCUCUCAAUAAAAUAAUAUUGUAAAAUAUCAUGUAACAGCACUAAUUACCAAUUUAUAAUGUCAGUGGUGAGAUUGGAAAGUGUAGCCUCAAUACAUUCAAUUAAUAAUUAAUUUAAGAUGGGGGCUCUGCCUUUUCAAUGGUACUACACUGAAGGGCCAGUUGGUCCUGCCAAUUACCAUAUUAACAAUCGGAUCGCUUUUUACGAUUCAUAAUC
Molecule: messenger RNA, 1130 nt
Organism: Diatraea saccharalis (sugarcane borer)
Lineage: Eukaryota; Metazoa; Arthropoda; Insecta; Lepidoptera; Crambidae
Source: the annotation of a GenBank genome assembly